Molecule: messenger RNA, 588 nt
Organism: Prunus persica (peach)
Lineage: Eukaryota; Viridiplantae; Streptophyta; Magnoliopsida; Rosales; Rosaceae
Product: berberine bridge enzyme-like 1
Exons: 1
Coding region: 1-588 (195 amino acids)
Molecular function (GO): oxidoreductase activity; flavin adenine dinucleotide binding
Source: RefSeq, a predicted model, not a curated record
AUGAGUUGGAUUGACUUUGUGCUUUGGUGGGCUAAUUUUGAUAAUGGGACUAAACCUGAAACGUUGCUCAAUAGAAAUCCCAAUUAUGCAAAUUUCCUGAAAAGGAAGUCUGAUUAUGUUCAAACCCCAAUCUCCAAAGAUGGGUUGGAGUGGUUAUGGAAGAAGAUGAUUGAGCUUGGCAAAAUAGGGUUGGUGUUCAAUCCAUAUGGUGGGAAAAUGAGCCAAAUUCCGGCCUCUGAGAUGCCUUUUCCACACCGUGCAGGGAACUUGUUCAAAAUUCAGUACUCAGUGAAUUGGGAAGAUGCAGGAGAGGAUUCAGAGAAGAAUUAUCUCACACAAAGCAGGAGGCUUUACAGUUACAUGACCCCAUUUGUGUCCAAGAACCCAAGAAGUGCUUUCUUGAAUUACAGGGACCUUGACAUUGGUGUCAAUACAUUUGGUGACAAUAGCUAUGAAGAAGGGAAGAUUUAUGGAUUGAAGUACUUCAAUGACAACUUUGAUAGGUUGCUGAAGGUGAAGACUGCUGUUGAUCCAGAAAAUUUCUUCAGGAACAAGCAGAGUAUCCCUACUCUUCCAAGUAAGGCAUAG